AACGCGAUCGCUGCUGCAAUCCACGUCCGUACGCAUCGGUCACAGCACGUAUUCUUCACCAACUUACAUAAAAUGGCGAAACUCCUGGUCCUCGCCGCUUGCACGAGCGCCCUGGUGCAGCAGCCUGCAAGACGCAUCAGCCGGCGCGCAAUCAAAGUUCAGGCGCCCAACGCCAUCGACGCGAUGCUGUACCCGUAGCUGCGUCUGCUCGAUGGCGUGGAGUUGUCGGGCCAUCGACGCGACGUUGUCGCCGUCGACCGCGUCGGUUCGAUGGCGUGGAGGUUCACUGGUUGAUUUCCACGCAGGCAUAAGCUUGACGCCGCGCAUGGGCGUUGUGAAACCGGGCGACUUCAAGAACGGCCUCACCAUCGAGCGGGACGGCGGCGUCUGGAAGGUCCUGAAUUUCCAGCAGACGAAGACCGCGCGCCAGGCCGCGAUGGUCCGCACGAAGCUGAAGAAUCUCGUGAGCGGCACGACCGUCGAGGACACCUUCCGCAUGUCCGAGACCUUCCAGACGGCGCAAGUCGACACGAACGACGCCGUCUAUUCUUAUGAUGACGGCGAUUCCCUCGUUUUCAUGGACGCCGUCGACUUCGACGAAAUUACCAUCCCGAGGGAGUCCAUCGAGAACAUUGAUCUGGUGAAGGACGGCAUGACCGUGCAGAUCGUGAAAUGGGGCGACACGAUCGUCGACGUGCAACUGCCCACGUCCGAAACGUACGAGGUCACGUACACGGAGCCGGGCCUGAAGAACGCGGCGUCCACGGGCCAGUCCAAGGACGCGACCUUGGAGACCGGCGCCGUCAUCCAGGUGCCGCUCUUCGUCGAGAUCGGCGACGUCGUCAAGGUCAAGUGCGCCGAGCGCGAGUUCAUCGAGCGGGCGAAGAAGUAA
This is a messenger RNA of Pelagomonas calceolata, 892 nucleotides long. The record is from the annotation of a GenBank genome assembly. NCBI's taxonomy places the organism in Eukaryota, Pelagophyceae, Pelagomonadales, Pelagomonadaceae.